Molecule: messenger RNA, 879 nt
Organism: Dicrocoelium dendriticum
Lineage: Eukaryota; Metazoa; Platyhelminthes; Trematoda; Plagiorchiida; Dicrocoeliidae
Source: the annotation of a GenBank genome assembly
UGGAGUUCCAUCUGCGAGGCGAUUGGUAUUCGGGUUGAGGCUGCUAUGCAGCAACGCGUAGCGCGUCACCCGACCUCAGUGUGCUCUGGUGAACCUCGAAUUGCUCGAGGAACACUAGACUCAGCAGAUGAGACAGAGGCUGUCCUGCUCUCAGCAGUUCGUCUUCGCAACUCACCGAGCGGAGUGUGCAUAUUACCUGAUCUACCUUGGAAAGAUAACCCAAAAGAAGCGGUUGACCAACGCGGCGUUCCUAAUAGGGAUAGCAAGAAAACAAUAUUUGUUCAUGGUGUUCCCGAGCUUCUGCAUUCUUCUGAUCACGUUGCGCGAACACAUGAUCGAGAGCAGUGGUGCUACAUCCGCGAAGCACUCUCUGUUGACAAUGUUAUUGCCAAAUUCCUGACAAGUGUUCCGUCAUCACCUAACUACAAGGGCUGCGGUCCAAGGCUAAUGAAAGUAAUACUACACUCCGAGGGAAUGACGCAAGUUCUGUUAGAUUGCUGGUUAAGGUUUCGAGCUAGGAUGCCAACAGGAAUCCGGCUAAAGGCAGCAGGCGAACGACCAAAAGUGGGAAGCAAUUCCAUUGAACUUGCAAACGCUACAAAUUCUUUAUUUGCACAUUCCUGCGGAGAGACCGACACAACAGCGUCCAAGGCACACAACAGGACCGAGCACAGCACGAGUGAAACGACUGUUCAGGAACGCUCAAUAAUGUCAUGCAACACGACUGAAAUACACAAAUCCAAAAACGAUGAAUGGCCGGCCACCUAACGGUCGGCUUUCAAACUAACACAAAGUUGACAUCCAUCAAUGAACCCCUAAAAACAAAAGCCCUAUCUUGCAUGUACACAAACGCUCAAGGCCUUCUAAGUAAGUUGGCCG